ACUCUUCUCCCACUGUCGGUGUCAGCGUGGAGAUGUGGAGAGUCCUUCUGUGCUUCUGUGUUCUUCUCAGACACAAUUCAUCUGAGGAAGUGAUGCUGCUGGACACGACAGAAUCUACCUCAGAACUGGGCUGGAUCACAUACCCGGACACGGGGUGGGACGAAGUCAGCGUCCUGGACGACCGGGGGAGGCUGAUCCGCACGUUCGAGGUGUGCAACGUCAACCAGAAUUCCCGCGUCAGAGACAACUGGCUGGCCACGCCCUUCCUCUACCGCCACGCCGCCCCGCGGGUUUUCGUCACGCUGCGCUUCUCGGUGCGGGACUGCGCCAGCCUGCGGAGCCCCUCGCCCACCUGCAGGGAGACGCUCACCUUGUUCUACAGGCAGGCCGACAGCCAGCGGGAACUGGAGAGGACCUGGGCGGCCGAGCCGUCCGGCGGCGAGAAGGUGACCAGGGAGGGCUGGGUGAAGAUCGACACCAUCGCCGCCGACAAGAGCUUUUCCAAGGUGGAGCCGAGCUCGCCACACCAGUACCAGGACAAGCGAUACAGUCGCGUCAACGUCAAGACGCGCAGCUUCGCCCCGCUCACACGCAACGGAUUCGUCCUGGCGGUGGUGGACAGCGGCGCCUGCGUUUCCCUCAUAGGGGUGUCGGUCUUUUACCGCCGCUGUCCCGCCACCAACCUCCACUUGGCGUCCUACCCGGCCACGCCGUCAGGGGUGGAAACCACGUCCCUGGUGGCCGUGAACGGCACGUGCGUGACCCACAGCCAGGCCGCGGCGGGCGGCAAGCCUCGCAUGCACUGCAACGCGGAAGGCGAGUGGAUGGUGGCGGUCGGCGGCUGCGUCUGCGACGGCGGCUACCAACCCAACGACAACGGCUCCGCUUGCUUGGCGUGCCCAGUGGGUUACUUCAAGACCGCUUCUGGUUCCGGGCCCUGCUCCGCGUGUCCCUCCAACAGCCGGACCAGCAGCGAGGGCUCCAGCGCGUGCGAGUGUCGCAGCAGCUUUUACCGCGCGGCCGGCGACGCCAACUCCUCCGCUUGCACGAGUCCUCCCUCCGCCCCAGCGUCGCUGUCCUGGGAGUAUGAGAGUGGCAACGGCGGGGUAUCCUUGAGGUGGCGCCCUCCGCUGGACAUGGGGGGCCGUGGCGAGGUGUGGUACGGGGUGGUGUGUCGCAUCUGCCCCUCCGCCGCCGUUACCAACCCGGCGUCCUGCUCCUGGUGCGGCGAGGGCGUCACCUUCAGCCCCACCCAGACCGGCCUGAAGCAGACCAGCGUGACCCUCAACAACCUGCUGACCAGGGUCACAUACCUCAUACAGGUCCAAGCCAUGAAUGAGGUGUCCUCCCUCAGCCCUUUCCCCGCCCGCUACACAAGCAUCAACUUUACCACGAGCCAAUCAGUUCCCAGUACGGUCCCCAUGAUGCACCAGCUGAGCCGUGCGUCAGACUCCAUCACCUUGUCCUGGCCUCAGCCCGACCGACCCAACGGGGACAUCUUGGAGUACCAACUGAGAUAUUUUGACAAGGGCUCGGAUGUGGACAUUGCGGUCAGCGUGUACAGCGAGACCAACACGUUGGCCGUCAACUCGCUCAUCCCCGGAUCCAUCUACGCCUUCCAGAUACGAGCGAGGAAUGAGCGAGGCUACGGUCCUUACAGCAACACCAUAUACUUCACCACGCUGCCACUUGAGGAGCAUUCCCAGCAGGUCCAGAACCAUCUACCUCUUCUGAUAGGAUCUGUGAUGGGCGGGGCGGCGUUUCUGCUGGUGGUAGCGGCCAUCGUGGUCGUGGUGGUGUUUCGCAGUAAAAGGAGGGAGAGUCCGUACAGCGACAGAUUGCAACGGUACAUCAGCAACAGAGGUGGAGUGAAAUAUUAUGUAGACCCCUCCACGUACGAGGACCCUAGCGAGGCGGUCAAAGAAUUUGCCAGAGAGAUAGAUUCUACUCAUCUGAAGAUCGAGGAGGUGAUUGGUGCAGCCCAGUUUGGAGAAGUGUCCCGGGGACGCUAUCGUCCACCAGGCCGCAGGGAGGUCCUGGUUGCCGUCAAGACUUUGCGCUGGGGGGCGUCCGACAGAGAGAAGGGCAUAUUCCUUAGUGAGGCCGGGGUCCUGGGACAGUUUGAUCACCCUAACGUGCUGAAGCUGGAGGGCGUGGUGACCCGCGUACCUCCGCCAAGAAUCAUCACAGAGUUCAUGGAGAACGGUCCUUUGGAUUCCUUCCUCAGGGAGAACGAGGGUCAGUUCAGCAUCCUCCAGCUGGUCGGGAUGCUCCGAGGGGUCGGCGCUGGGAUGCGUUAUCUCUCAGAGAGAAACUUUGUCCACAGGGACUUGGCGGCCAGGAACGUUCUGGUCAACUCCAACCUGGUGUGCAAGGUGUCCGACUUUGGCUUGUCCCGACUCAUGAGGGGCCUGGACCAAAACAUGCCGACGUACACAGCCUCGCUGGGAAGUAAGAUUCCUGUGAGGUGGACAGCACCUGAAGCCUUUCAACACCGCAAGUUCAGCUCAGCCAGCGACGUGUGGAGCUUCGGCAUCCUGAUGUGGGAAAUCAUGUCGUACGGAGAACGUCCAUACUGGGACAUGAGUAAUCAGGAAGUAAUGAAGGCUGUAGCGGACCAGUAUCGCCUCCCGGCGCCCACCAGCUGCCCCUCAGCCGUCCACUCUCUCAUGCUGCAGUGCUGGCAGGCCGAGCGAGGGGACCGGCCGCUUUUCGAGUCCAUCCUGUCCUCCUUGGACAGACUCAUUAGGCAUCCCGUGUCACUCAAAGCCGACAUCCCUCGGGGUUGCUCACAGCCACUGCUAAGCCCCACCCCCACAGACUUCUCGUCAGUCGCGACCGUCAGUGAUUGGCUGAGAGCACUGAGGAUGGAGAGGUACCAUGAUGAGUUUGAGCGAGCACACCUGGACACGCUCGACCGAGUGACCCGCCUCACCGUGGAGGACAUCCAGAACCUGGGCGUGAACCUGCUGGGCCACCAGAGGAAGAUCUUCAGCGCCGCCCAGCAGCUGAAAGCACAUCUCAGCCAUGGACAGGUGGAGGUGUGACCACCCCUCCCCUUGUCCCGCCCCACCCCCCCCACCCACCACCACGGAGACAAUCUGCUGAUGUCAGCACAAAAAGACUUGUAGAAGACAAGAUGCACUAUGAGGAGGAGAACUUCUUUCACACUCUCCUCCUUUCUCCAACAUCCCUUCACUUCCUCCAUACACAUUCUUUUUUUUCUUCUUUUUUUUUUACUAAUGACACCGUUCAUUUUGUGUCAUAAAGUGAUGGAAGUACAAGCUGGAACGUGAUGAAGUCAUAAGAAUCAGCAUAUCAGGGCCUCCUUCUCACUUGUAGGGACAUUUUGUAUGAGCAGCACACACACUUGUGUGUACACAAGUCACACACACACACACACACUUCACUUUGUUUACUUUGUGUGAGUGUGUGACACGACAAAACAGUUAUGGUGUGUGUUUGUGCGUGUGUGUGUGUGUGUGUGUGUGUGUGUGUGUGUGUGUGUGUGUGUGUGUGUGUGUGUGUGUGUGUGUGUGUGUGUGUGUGUUCUUGUAUUUCCCCCCUUCUUGAGACAUGAAGAAGGAAAAGUAUCUUCCAUAUGAGGAGGUGUGAACAAGUGAUGACAUAAAUCAUGGUCCCAAUAACAUUGCAUCUAAUAGAGAAUGUCUCAUUGGCACCCCUGGUGGUGACAUCUAUCAACAUGAGGGUGGUCCCAAAAAGGAGGGAUUUCUUUUCAAAUUGACUGUGUGUCGCUUUUAAAAGUGGUCAACAUAUGAAAUAACAAGUGUGUGUAAGACAUUGAAAUCCGUCCCCUUUGGCCAAUAUUAAUUAAAAAAAUAAAUAAAUAUGUAUAUAGAGACAAACUGUUAUACCUUGAAGUAAAUAAUGAAGAUUAAAACCAAUUACGAAACAAAAAAUUAAAAAACUUUUUUUUUUUUUUUACUAAAAGCAGUCUUUUUCUCACAAUGUGACAACUUUUUUCUCCAAAAUUUAGGAGCAAUUUGUCAUAUUCUUUCUGUUUCUGUAAUAUCACAAUAUUUUCUCGUAAAAUUAUAACUUUUUUAUGUAAAAUUAUGUUUUUUUUAAUGCAAAAUGGUGACAUUUGUCAUAUAAAAUUCGGACUUUUAUCGCAAUAUUGCCAAUGUUUAUGUAGUUCCUGUAAAAUAGUGAAUUUUUUUUUGGUAAAAUGAUGACUUUUGUCAUCAUUUUGCCAAGUAAAAUUCCAAUCUUUAUUAUAUUAUUGCCAACAUUUUUAAGUUUUCUUAUAGAAUUUUGACUUCUGUCUAUUAAAAUUACGACUCUUUUCAUAAAAUUGCCAACAUAUGAAGCUUUUCUUGUAAAAUUGCGACUGUUAUUGAGUAAAAUUCCAACUUUUAUCAUAAUAUUGCACAAAUGUUCAGUUCAGGAGGGAUUUUUCAAAUUGACUGUGUGUCGCUUUUAAAAGUGCUCCCCCUCUGGUCAACAUAUGAAAUAACAAGUGUGUGUAAGAAAUUGAAAUGCACCCCCUUUGGCCAAAAUGUAUAAAAAUAAAAUAAAAUAAAUAUGUAUAUAGAGACAUACUGUAAUACCUUGAAGUAAAUAAUGAAGAUUAAAACCAAUUACGAAACAAAAAAUUACAAAACAUUUUUUUUUUACUAAAAGCAGUCUUUUUCUCACAAUGUGUCAACUUUUUUCUCCUAAAAUUAGGAGCAAUUUUUCAUAUUAUUUCUGUUUCUGUAAUAUCGCAAUAUUUUCUCGUAAAAUUAUAACUUUUUUGUGUAAAAUUAUGUUGUUGUUUUAUGCAAAAUGGUGACAUUUGUCAUAUAAAAUUCGGACUUUUAUCACAAUAUUGCCAAUGUGUUUGUUGUUCUUGUAAAACACUGACAUUUUUUGAGUAAAAUUCCAAUCAUUCUUAUAAUAUCGCCAACUUUUUUUUACAUUUUCUUAUAAAAUUGUGACUUUUGUCGAUUAAAAUUACAACUCUUUUCAUAAAGCUGACACUAUUUUAAGCUUUUCUUGUAAAAUUGCGACUGUUAUUGAGUAAAAUUCCAAGUUUUAUCAUCAUAUUGCACAAAUGUUCAGUUCAGGAGGGAUUUUUCAAAUUGACCGUGUGUCGCUUUUAAAAGUGCUCCCCCUCUGGUCAACAUAUGAAAUAACAAGUGUGUGUAAGAAAUUGAAAUCCGUCCCCUUUGGCCAAAAUUAAUUUAAAAAAUAAAUAAAUAAAUAUGUAUAUAGAGACAUACUGUAAUACCUUGAAGUAAAUAAUGAAGAUUAAAAAACAAUUACGAAACAAACAUAUUUUUUUACUAAAACAGUCUUUUUCUCACAA
Entelurus aequoreus (snake pipefish) is the source of this 5311-nucleotide messenger RNA. Its product is annotated as ephrin type-B receptor 5-like. Gene Ontology annotation, biological process: central nervous system projection neuron axonogenesis; protein phosphorylation; cell surface receptor protein tyrosine kinase signaling pathway. The record is from RefSeq and is a predicted model, not a curated record. NCBI's taxonomy places the organism in Eukaryota, Metazoa, Chordata, Actinopteri, Syngnathiformes, Syngnathidae. Bases 33 to 3047 code for a protein of 1004 amino acids. Gene Ontology annotation, cellular component: neuron projection; plasma membrane. Gene Ontology annotation, molecular function: transmembrane-ephrin receptor activity; ATP binding; protein binding. The transcript is spliced from 19 exons.